This is a messenger RNA of Notolabrus celidotus (New Zealand spotty), 2045 nucleotides long. RefSeq names its product inositol-trisphosphate 3-kinase Ca (gene itpkca). Gene Ontology annotation, molecular function: inositol tetrakisphosphate kinase activity; inositol-1,4,5-trisphosphate 3-kinase activity. The coding region runs from base 107 to 1021 and encodes 304 amino acids. Lineage: Eukaryota; Metazoa; Chordata; Actinopteri; Labriformes; Labridae. Gene Ontology annotation, biological process: inositol phosphate biosynthetic process. The record is from RefSeq and is a predicted model, not a curated record. The transcript has 7 exons. Gene Ontology annotation, cellular component: nucleus; cytoplasm.
AGAGCCGGUGGAGAGCAUUUCAAAAGGUGUCAUCAUUUUUUAUUGGAAAAAGUACAGCUUGGUGGCUCAUAUCAUGCGCACAGGACUCCGCUGAUUAAUGUCUUGAAUGAUGUUUUUCGAGAACUCUGCAUGGAUGAAGCAACAAAGUCGUGGGACCUCAGCUUUAAUUCCUAUGACUCCCAAGAAACCGCAGCAGUGGCUGCAAGUAGUUGGACAUGCAGGAAGUUUUCAUGUUGGGGAUUAUGGCACGUUGCUGAAGAGGUUUUGUGAGGGGGAGCAGCAAUGUUACCUCAGAUUGAUGGAGGACUCUCUGAAGCCCUUUGUUCCAGCUUACCACGGUGUGGUGCAGCGGGAUGAGCAGGAUUACAACAUGAUGGAUAACUUACUGACCCACUUCGACACACCGUCCAUCAUGGACUGCAAAAUGGGCACGCGCACAUACCUCGAGGCGGAGCUGGCGAUUGCUCGAGAACGGCCUCAGCCUCGUAAAGACAUGUAUGAGAAGAUGGUGGCUGUGGACCCAGAGGCCCCAACGGUCCAGGAGCGAGCCCAGCAGGCAGUGCUGAAGACCAGGUACAUGCAGUGGAGGGAGACGCUGAGCUCCACAACAACUCUGGGUUUCCGUAUUGAAGGAUUUAAGAAAGCAAGUGAAGAAUGUCACACAAACUUCAAAAGGACCAAAAGCAGAGAUCAAGUGAGGGAAGCUCUGGAGAACUUUGUGGACUCCAAUGCAACCAUUGUGUGGGGCUAUCUGAGACGGCUCAAACAAUUGCGGCUGGUCUUGGAAGCGUCAGAUUUCUUCAAAGCACAUGAGGUUGUGGGCAGUUCCUUACUGUUCGUGCAUGACUGGACAGGCAGGACAGGAGUGUGGAUGAUUGACUUUGGAAAGACGGCCGCCUUGCCAUCACACCUUACGUUGGACCACCGCACUCCCUGGGUGGAGGGCAAUCGAGAAGAUGGUUACCUGUGGGGUCUGGACAACCUCAUUGAAAUACUGACCAAUAUGCUACCAGUGACGUGAACGCCAGUCUGAAAAUGUGUUGAAAUAGGAUCUCAGUCCCUCCUUCGCCUCUCUUAAGUGCAGAUUGAUUGCAGAUGGACUGCCCUCUGAAAAUGGUUGUUGGAAAAGGACUAUUGGGGAAAAAAAGGUUACAAAUGGAAAUGGUGAUAAGAUGUGAUCUGUUAAAAGAGCACAUUAAGCAAAAUGUGUUAACGACUAAAAUAAUUGCAGAUUUGUUUCAUAAAUUAGGCACAGAAUAAUGCUCAAAAGGCAAUAACUGUGGAACCUUUAAGCAAUCUGACACUGAGACACUGUGUGCUAAACAUCCUCUCAGUCUCCAGCCUUGUCUGAACCCACUAUCUUGAGAUGGUCAUUAUUUCAAAAAACACAUGGAUUAAUAAGCUAAAAACAUGGCUGCCCUCUUUAGCUCCAGAUGAAUGGAUACGUAUUAUCCAGUAUCAUUACAAUGGUGCUAAAACUAUGAUGCUUUAAAGUGGACUUAUUUUCUGCAUUUCAUUACAGUAACUUACAUAACUUAAUCAUAUGUCUGUGCAUACUUUGUGCGUUGUUUGCCUCACUGGUUGAAUCAAUACCUGACAAAGUUAAAAUGCAUCAUAGUUUGGAUAGUAAGAUGCGUUCACAGUCACACAUUAGAUGUUCAUGUUAUGCAUAUAGUAGAAACCAAUAUUAUGCAGGGUUUUUCUUGUGGUCCAACUAGAUUAAACCUGCUCACAUACAAAAUUAUCAGGUUAAUAGCUUAAUCUAUAUGUUGAUAUUAUUUUUUCCAAUACUAAUUCUAUUCUUGGUUCUUUUAUUUUGAAAGCAGAUUUUGGUAUGGGAAUUGUUUUUUAACACAGACUGUAUAUAACAUUUGUGAGCUUUUAGCCUCCUUGUAAACAGCUACAUUGUGUCCAGCUGCCAAUCAACUCAGCCAUGCCCCUAAUUAUGCAAAUUGAUGUAUAACCCUCGCCCUGUAUAUUAUCUUAAAGAUAUGCUUCCCCCCCUCCUGCAGUGUGUCACAAUAAAGAAUUGACAUUCACACUCA